CUUACACCUUAUCUCAUUUCCUUUCUCUUUUCUAUCUCAAGACUCUUCGAUCACACAGUGCAGCUAAACUAAUUAAAUCGUACGAGCAUAGGGGAGAAGCUUUCGGACGAUUGCGGACGUCGGUGAAAGUAGCUCUCUAAGAAGAGUACAAGAGAGCAAAGGACUUUCAUCGUUAGAAGAAAUGGCUCUUAAGUUCUCCAUAGGCAAUUAUUACGAAACCUAUAAAGAGCUAAUAAUAUCGGGACGAGAUAUUCUAAUGAAAGAUAUUAGAUCUUUCUGAGCUGAACCUCAACGACCUCCCACAAGGAAGAACUGUAUGGAAAUAAAAUUGAGCAGGGUUGAAGUUUUGUUAGAGAGAAUCUUAUGUGCGCGCGCAGAUAUGUGUAUGCUUGCCGUCCGCCCCAACUCGUAAAUGCCAGAGAAAUGAGUGCAGGUCGGGCCAGAACAAUACAAGUGGGAUGCCAAUUCGAAAUGGGGCCAGAAUAGCAGAAGCAGCCUGUUAGUUGAGCAACGAGCUUUCGAGUUAGGCCUGUCAAAGUCAAAGCACCGUUGUGAACCACCUCAGUUCUCAUUUGUCUACGCGCGCGUCAUUUUUACUAUUUCGUUUGUUAUAUUUUCACAAUAUUCUAUUCAUUUAUUUUUUUAUUUAUUUUUUUUCCUUUUAAUUGUUUCGUGCUUUUCGAAAGUUAUUUAUCAAAUAUUUGUUGAGAAAAGUUUUUUCUCCCCUUCGUUCUCUUUCUUUUUUCUCUUUCUCUCUCAUUGUGUUCGUUAUCACGUUACAUCGUGGACCAAAGGAUUAGAACAUGACGAAGAAGCAAACUUUGAUUAUAAAACUUAAAAGAUCCAGUACUGGUAGACCUUGGGGAAUAAGAAUUGCUGGAGGGGCUGAUUUGGGUUCACCUAUCGUCGUCACCCGCUCGGAGAACGAGGAGCUCCAGAGGGGUGACGUGAUAAAGAAAAUCGACGAUUACGACACACGUGAUGUGAGGCAUGUAGACGCCCAGUAUCUUCUACAAAACUCUGAAAGAAUAAAGCUCGUCGUGGAAAGGUCCGAGCAUUCUAGAGCAUCUCGUAUCGACACUUCUGCAACAUCGCCUAUGAUUAUCGGAUCGAUCAUUGGCGACAGGGCUGCGGUUACUAGUCUAGCUAAACCAGCUAGAACACCAGGGGAAUUACCAAAAAGUCCGGUACCACCGCCAUCGUUCGAAGAAUAUAUACCAUCUCCAAUUCCGUCGGAUCGUUUCCAACCAGCACACGAACAUCUCGAUGAAGUCCGCGAGGAACGAGUUUAUUUAUCACAGCCAUACCGUACAACUCCUUUGGUCUUGCCUGGUGCCAAGGUUAAAAAGGAUGCACCCUUGGGAGAAUGCUACCUUCGUCAUCAUCCCAAUCCUAUGAUUCGCGCUGCGCCACAUCAUUACGAACCAGCUCAUCCUGAAGUAGCUAUGAAACAAAAAGUGGCGGAAACGGUACUUCAACGUGUCUUGGGACCGAAUGAAGUUCCAAAGGUUGUCCACAAACAAUUCAAUUCUCCGAUUGGACUUUACUCCGAGCAAAAUAUUGCAGAUACUAUCAAAUGUCAGGCAUCGGCCAUACCCAUUUUCAUAGACUUUUCCUUCCUGAAACAAAAACAGGAUAUACAGGAGCAAGCGAGAAUUUUGAAGGAGCAGGCCAAAGCCGCUUCCUCGAAGAACGUGUGGCCGCAAUUCAAUAAACCAAAUUAGAAUCUCGUUCGAGACGUUUUUCGAUGCUUCUCUCGCGUACGUCGAUUUUACCGACGUAUUGACCCAUACGAACGAUCUGCAUUAUCGAUCGUCGAUCACGUUUGUCGUCGUUUCGUUCAUCAUUUUUUUAUCAAUUUUUUUUUCGAAAAUCGUUUUUAAAUAAUUCAGUUCGCGAACGUGAUUAUUCGAUCGAUUAAAUAAAAUAUAAAAAAUAAAUCCCCUAUCAUUAGUGUGUGCUAUAUAUUCUAUUAUUUGAAUAUUAGAGAUACAUAUACGGUAGAUACAUAUAACCUUUGAAUCGAAUGGAAAAAGUUAAAAAAAAAAAAAUUAAAAAACAAAAGAAAAAAUCAUGUAUAAAAAAAGUUAGACAAAUAAUGAUUGCAUGCAAUAGAGUAAUAAAGUAGAAAAUAUUUAACUAACUUAACACUCAGUAUCUCGCGAUAGUUUUCAAGAAUUACGUUCCCCUAUUUUUACAAAGUAUACCCAAAAUUUGUAUCCUCGAAUAUAUGUAUAUAUCGUUCUAUAAAUAUU
Molecule: messenger RNA, 2255 nt
Organism: Vespula vulgaris
Lineage: Eukaryota; Metazoa; Arthropoda; Insecta; Hymenoptera; Vespidae
Gene: Zasp66
Product: PDZ and LIM domain protein 3
Exons: 8
Coding region: 804-1724 (306 amino acids)
Biological process (GO): actin cytoskeleton organization; muscle structure development
Cellular component (GO): adherens junction; Z disc; filamentous actin
Molecular function (GO): actin binding; muscle alpha-actinin binding
Source: RefSeq, a predicted model, not a curated record